This is a messenger RNA of Vicia villosa (hairy vetch), 1170 nucleotides long. Its product is annotated as reticulon-like protein B2. Bases 139 to 921 code for a protein of 260 amino acids. NCBI's taxonomy places the organism in Eukaryota, Viridiplantae, Streptophyta, Magnoliopsida, Fabales, Fabaceae. The record is from RefSeq and is a predicted model, not a curated record. The transcript has 5 exons.
AAGAUUACUUUUGCUUUUACAAACACUUGUGAAGAGGGAGUUUCUUAUUCCUUCCAGAGACUUCUAUCGGAAUCUUGAAAUUAGGGUUUUUAUCGAUCGGCGAUUGAGAACUUAGAUUUUGAUUUUUGAGGAGAAGUUAUGGCAGAUCAUCAAGAGCAUGAGGAAGUAAAGGGGGAAUCUCUGUUGGAGAAGAUUUCAGGGAAGAUUCAUGACCAUGAUUCGUCUUCGUCGUCUUCGGAUUCGGACAACGAGAAGGAGAAGGAGAAGAAGAGUUCGUCGCCUGAUUCGCUGAAGAAUAAGGUUUAUAGGCUUUUCGGAAGGGAGAAGCCGCUUCACAAUGUUCUUGGCGGUGGAAAACCUGCUGAUGUUUUUCUAUGGAGAAAUAAGAAGAUAUCCGCAACAACCCUUGGUGUUGCGACAGCUUUCUGGGUUCUGUUUGAGUUACUUGAAUACCAUCUCCUGACUUUGGUUUCUCACUUAGCGAUACUUGCUCUGGCUGUGUUGUUCUUAUGGUCAAACGCAUCUACUUUCAUCAACAAGUCUCCACCAAAGAUCCCAAAUGUGCACAUUCCUGAGGAACCUGUUUUACAGAUUGCCUCUGCUAUUAGAAUUGAGAUCAACCGGGCUUUUACUCUCUUAAGGGAGAUUGCUUCUGGAAGGGAUCUCAAAAAGUUUCUCUCGGUUAUUGCUGGAUUAUGGGUUUUGUCUAUUGUUGGAAGCUGGGCCAACUUCUUGACAUUGUUCUACAUAGCUUUUGUUUUGCUCCACACUGUACCUGUGCUUUAUGAGAAAUAUGAAGAUCACGUUGAUGCUUUUGGUGAGAAGGCACAUCAUGAGUUGAAGAAGCAGUAUGCAGUGUUUGAUGAGAAGGUUUUGAGCAAGAUUCCCAAAGGACCUUUGAAAGACAAAAAGAAAGAUUGAAGGGCUUGCAAGUAUGUUGUAGUCGGGUUUCACCGAUGCUGUUAUAUUCUGAUUCAUCAUCAGUUUAAACCCUGUGAGGUUAUAAUUUUUAUUUUUUAGGGUUUGUUAGUAGACAUGACAUUAUCGGAAGGAAUGCUUUAUAUGUUUUUGUGGCGCUUACAUGUAAGCCUUGGGAUAUCUUAUAUGUUUAUGGUUGACUUGCUGUUGUGUUGUAUGUUCUGGAUGAAUAUAGUACUUUCUGUUCUUGAA